Molecule: messenger RNA, 1170 nt
Organism: Boleophthalmus pectinirostris (great blue-spotted mudskipper)
Lineage: Eukaryota; Metazoa; Chordata; Actinopteri; Gobiiformes; Gobiidae
Exons: 6
Coding region: 1-819 (272 amino acids)
Source: RefSeq, a predicted model, not a curated record
AUGAACCUCUUCUUCACUGAGGCUUUUCCUGUUCACCUGGCGCCCCCUGGAGGCUGCUGGGACGCUGCAGGACACACAGGAGAGGGACACUUCUGGGAUGAAAAUAUUUUUCGUUUUUACACCAUCGUCACUACAGCACUACAUGUACCGAGUCACAGUCUGUUUGACCGCGCGCUAAAGAGACUCAGUUCCAGGUACGGCUCGUAUCGUUUCACCUUUGACCUGCGGGACGUCCUGCAGCAGUACAGCGAGCAGUUUUGUGGUGGUCAGACUCCUGUCAUGAGAAAGUGGAAAACCGUGCUGUACUCACAGGAAGUGAUGUAUGCAGUGCUGGUCCACAGCCCGGAUCAUGAGGACCAGAAGGCCUUUGAGGACCAGGAGGUCUUAAAGAACCCUAACCUUAAGAACUGUAAAAUCAGAGACGUCCCUCUGCUGGAGGAUACACCAAACAGCAUCUGUGCGUUCAGACAGGAGCCUGAGCCGCACUUCGUCUGGAGACCACAGGCCAUGUGUGAGACACACGAGUUGGAGCUGGUGGGCACUGGGGAGGAUGUGUCUGUUGAAGAUGGUCAUUGUGAGUUUUUCGUGUGGGAUCAUGUGGCUCUGGCUCUGGUCGUGGGUGAGGAGGUGCUGCGUUUCGAUGACGAUAAGCUGCGGAAUAGCCUGAGAUUCUGUGAGAGAGGUGAACGAAAAAUCAACCUCAUGAUAACAUUUGAGUCAUACCACUGUGCCAACAGCUGUGUGCAGGACCUGUGGCCAGAUUCAGGAGAUCUGGAGAGAUAUAAUAAGUCUCGUUUCCAUAUUCCUACAGGACAUUAAAUCUAUUUUCUGACCUGUGUUCAGAUGUAGUUUCCUCACAAACAGACCUGGAGUUGUGUUUGUUUCAUUCACACGUUUAACACACAAACCCUGCAGAUUUAGGCUGAGUUUCCGCUCUCUACUGGACAAAAGGUAAAAGGAGCUGUUAACUUGAAAACGACCACUUCGUGACAUCACAAGGUGGAACAGAGCGUUUUGACUUUUGGAGAUGUAGACAGACAAACACGUGUGAAGGAAACACAACUCCAGGUCUGUUUUUUGAGGAGGUAACAACAUUCCAACAUUGUUUAUAAUUCACAAGAGUCAGUUUUGUGGAAUAUGGGACCUUUAAAUAUAAUCGAUAAACUUUUA